CGAAUCCCCCUCGGCCUCCACCUCCCCCUCCACCGCGGCCUCCUCUAAACCCUCCGCGACCACCGCCACGCGGACUGUUGAAAUCUGUUAAAUAAAACAACAAUUUACACAACAAUCAGUAAAAUAAGAAAAAAUGGCAAAUAAAUUAAAUAAUAUAACAUUUGACAAUUUUAAAUGGCUUAACGAGCCCGCUCACUGGAGUUUAAGCGAUAAUGUAUUGAUGUUGAGGACAGACAGAGAAAAGGAUUUCUGGCAAGAAACCUGGUACAAUUUUAAUCACAACUCAGGACAUGUUUAUGGAACCGAGCUAAGCGAAGACUUUACUGUGGAGAUAUGUGUAGAAGCAGAUUUUAAGACACUUUACGACCAAGCUGGCUUAAUGCUCUAUGUAGAUGAAAAGAAUUGGGUUAAAGCGGGAAUCGAAUACACUGACGGGCUGCCGAUGAUCAGUAGUGUUGUGACUAAAGAGUUUUCCGAUUGGGGGACUGGAGUUUUUACAGGAAAUCCGAAUAAGUUCUGGAUGAAGUUGACGAAAGUUGGCAAUGUUGUCUGUAUUAAAUACUCCAUAGAUAAUGAGACCUGGUUGUUAUUACGACUCUGCCUAUUUCCGGUUUCUGAGAAAUAUUUCGUGGGUCCAAUGAGCUGUACACCGACACGGGAGGGUUUAACUGUUAAAUUCAGUGGCUUGAAGUUUAGUGAGCCCGUUAAAGAUAUAUUACACUCCGAUUAAAUAUUUAAAAAAGUUGAUGUCAUUUUAAGUAAGAUCUAUUUUGAUCGAUGAACAUUUAAUUGACUUUUAAUGUAUUACUGUACUGUUUCCCUAAUAAAAUAAAAAAAAAUUUAUAA
Molecule: messenger RNA, 846 nt
Organism: Melitaea cinxia (Glanville fritillary)
Lineage: Eukaryota; Metazoa; Arthropoda; Insecta; Lepidoptera; Nymphalidae
Product: regulation of enolase protein 1-like
Exons: 4
Coding region: 134-730 (198 amino acids)
Source: RefSeq, a predicted model, not a curated record